UUCUUUCCAUUGUAAGAGCGGCCCCUUGAGUAUCUGGUCAAUAUAAUGGAUAAUCUGUGAUGUAAAUGAGCCAGUCCUGUUGGUGGCGGCAAUGCACGUUACGAGAACGUUAUGAAGAAGACGGCCAACGACAUUUCCUGUACACACCGGAAAUGUGUUUCGUUCUGUUAUUGUUAGCAUGAAUGUAACUAGCUAGCUAAUUUCGAAUAUAACAGAAACAUAUUGAUUAGCAAUUGUGUUGAUUUAUUCGAAGUUCAACGUACCUGGCUAGACUCUAGUUGGCUGAUAAACCAGCCUGGGACGAGAUUGCCACCUGAGAUACGUUGUCUGAGUGACACCUGCCGAAUGUAGCAACAUUAUAUUAUUCAACAUUUAUUCGAAAUCUCUGGACUGUGAACAAGAUCAUGGAAAAAGAUAUACGGGCAGGUGCUGCAGCUGCAUCUGUGGUUGGGGCACCGAUGGGAGCAGCUGGGACACAGAGCCGGUCAGAGGACGAGGAGUCGACCGGGAUGAAAGAUAUCAAAAGAACAGCAACACAGGCUUUUGUUGGGGGUGGCGGUGUUGUGCCCAAUCGCAGGAGCUCUUCAAGGUCAAUUAAGAGGAAGAAGUUUGAUGAUGAACUAGUGGAGAGCAGCCUGGCCAAGUCAUCCAGCAGGGUCAAGGGCCCACCUGUCAUCGAGCCAAUCCGCUGCUCUGGGAGCGAACCCUCAUCCAAUGAGAAGAAGAAGAUGUCCAAGUCCAGCACGGCCCUCACGCCGCCCCUCACCAUGGUUAUCACCCACCCGCCCAUCGCCAAGAGAGUGAAGAAGAGCAAGCAGCCCCUCCAGAUCACUAAAGACCUGGGCCGCUGGAAAUCCACCGAUGACCUGCUGCUCAUCAAUGCUGUGCUACAGACAACAGAUCUGACCUCUGUUCAUCUGGGAGUGAAGUUCAGCUGUCGUUUCACCCUGAGGGAGAUCCAGGAGCGCUGGUACUCUCUGCUCUACGACCCCGUCAUCUCCAAGUUGGCAUGGCAAGCGAUGAGGCAGCUUCAUCCGGAGGCCAUUGCUGCGAUCCAGAGCAAAGCUCUCUUCAGUCAGGCUGAGGAGGCUCUGUUGGCCAAGAUUGCCUCAAGCAGUCAGCCCAAGCUGGAGGUGUUCCAGGAGCUGCUGAGUAAGCACCCCAGUGUGUUCUACCCCUCCCGCACUCCCAAGAGCCUGCUGGUGCACUGGCAGCUGCUCAAACAGUACUACCUGCUGGAGGACCAGAGUGUCCAACCUUUCCCUAAAGGCGACCAAGUCCUCAACUUCUCUGAUGCUGAGCAGCUGGUGGAUGAUGCUAAGCUAAAGGAGAGCAGGGAUGAGGUGCUGGAGCAUGAGCUGAUGAUCUCUGACCGCCAUCAGAAGAAGGAGAUAAGACAGCUGGAGCAGGAGCUACCACGCUGGCAGGUACUGGUGGACAGCAUCACAGGUAUGAACUCUCCAGACUUUGACAACCAGACACUGGCAGCGCUGAGAGGCCGGAUGGUUCGCUACCUUAUGAGGUCACGAGAGAUCACCCUGGGCAGAGCCACCAAGGACAAGCAAAUAGAUGUGGAUCUGUCUCUGGAAGGACCUGCCUGGAAGAUCUCCAGGAAACAAGGGAUCAUUAAACUGAAGAACAACGGGGACUUCUUCAUAGCCAACGAGGGCCGCAGGCCCAUCUACAUAGACGGUAGACCAGUCCUGUCGGGCAACAAGUGGAAACUCAACAACAACUCUGUGGUGGAGAUUGCAGGUCUUCGUUUUGUGUUCCUGAUCAACCAGGAGCUGAUCUCACUCAUCAAGGCAGAAGCAGCUAAGAUGAACCAGCAGUGAGAGAGCGAGCGAGAGAGAGAUGCCAAGAUAGCUGCUUUUAGCAACGCUGGUGUAUUGACACACAAGCAUUGCUGGGAAUUGGGUUGCAAAAACUGAACAGUCCACAGGCCAGAAGUUAAUACAAUUCUAUUUCAACUUACUCUGCCGGUGGUCUUGACGGUUGGUCCUUAUAGCGAGGGGAAUUUGAGACAAAAUAUAAAAAAGAACGUGGAAAGUCUGUUAAAUAAUAUCUUUAGAUAAUUUGUCUCAAAUUCCCCCAGUUAUAAAGACCAACACUGGCUUCCCACUGACUGUUUUUUUGCAACCCAAUUCCCAGCAAUGCUAGUGAGUCAAUGCACCAGCGCUGCUAAAAGCAGUUAAGGGUAAGACACAUGCCUGUGUGCACUGCCCAGCCAGCUCCUCCAUACAGAGCAACGUACGGUGGCCUCUAAUGGACACACUGUACACCACCAGGAGCCUAGUAGACGAGGACCACAUGAAGGACCAUAGACUUGAAAUAAAGGAACCUGGAACCUCUUUAGUCAUGGUUAUACAGUGGAGUAAGAGCACGACACCCACAUACACACUCUGAAUGGUUGUGGUAUUUGGUUACAUCACAUACCUUUCCGCUGCUGGACAUUUUAGGGUGAAUCUCAUCUCAAAGAACCUCGAUGAUACUUUCCUUGUAACCACAGGACCAUAACACCAGUUUAGUCUUGUUUUAAAGUUUAAAUUGGGAUUCGUAUCAGGAGGUUCCACAGUGCCUUUAAGACAAUGCAUUUGUUUUAAAACUGUGUUUCCUUUUUGUUCAUACAGAUAGGUUUAGGUUGAAUUGGUACAUGCAAAGAUACAUUUAGGACCAGGAUAGGGAAUCACUCGUAAAAGUGAUAUUGUGUGUGUAUGUAUGUAUGUAUGUAUGUAUGUAUUAGUGCUACUUAAGCCAAAGCCAUGUAAAAGUCAAUGUGACAGUUUGUUAGAUUUUUGUAUGAAAGCUUGGAUUAAAAUGUCAUAAAUUGA
Messenger RNA from Coregonus clupeaformis (lake whitefish), 2831 nucleotides. Its product is annotated as microspherule protein 1. The coding region runs from base 405 to 1835 and encodes 476 amino acids. Gene Ontology annotation, molecular function: protein binding; G-quadruplex RNA binding. NCBI's taxonomy places the organism in Eukaryota, Metazoa, Chordata, Actinopteri, Salmoniformes, Salmonidae. Gene Ontology annotation, cellular component: NSL complex; Ino80 complex; MLL1 complex. The transcript is spliced from 15 exons. Gene Ontology annotation, biological process: positive regulation of transcription by RNA polymerase II. The record is from RefSeq and is a predicted model, not a curated record.